Messenger RNA from Solanum verrucosum, 429 nucleotides. Its product is annotated as non-specific lipid-transfer protein 1-like. Gene Ontology annotation, molecular function: lipid binding. NCBI's taxonomy places the organism in Eukaryota, Viridiplantae, Streptophyta, Magnoliopsida, Solanales, Solanaceae. Gene Ontology annotation, cellular component: membrane. The transcript has 3 exons. Bases 1 to 429 code for a protein of 142 amino acids. The record is from RefSeq and is a predicted model, not a curated record. Gene Ontology annotation, biological process: lipid transport.
AUGCUAAACAAACAAUUAUUUUCUUUGCUUCUCAUUUGCAUUGCGGUGGCCGUGGCCACUGCUGAGGAUGUAACUCUCACGUGCAACAUGGUGUAUAGUAGCCUCGAACCAUGUCUUGGUUACGUGUUAGGUGGUGGAUUAAGCGUCCCAUCAGAGUGUUGCAGUGGAAUUAAAUCUCUUCAUAGAUCUGCGCGUACCAUAGCUGACCGUCAGAGUUUUUGUAGAUGCAUAAAAAGCGCUGGGUCAGACGCUACUGAAGCUCAAGUUAGCCGUGCUGCUAAACUCACUGGAAUAUGUAGAGCCAAUGUUCUUUUUAAGAUUAGUCCACAUGUUGAUUGCUCUAAGGUUCUUGAACAAGCAGAGAUGAUUGAGCUUUUGGCACUUGAUGGCAAAGCUGCAAGGCACGAGGAUGGAGCAUGUUUUCCGUGA